AUGCCUCGACCACGUCUUAAUGCCUUCGACUCUAGCGAACCACUUCUCCGAACUACCAAUGCUGCCAACGCUGCACGUAGACAUAUUACGGGAUUUUGGGAGGGAUUUGUCGAUUUUGCUUUCAAUGAUAAUGUGCUUCAUGUUGCUAUUGGUUUGAUAAUAGCGCAAUCCUUCACAGCUCUUAUAACCUCACUUGUCUCUUCCGUUCUCCUCCCACCACUCUCUCUCCUCCCUUUCCUAAACAAGAACCUUGAAGAGAAAUUUGCGGUUUUGAGGCCCGGUCCUCAUUAUGAUGGUAUGCUUCACAACCACACUGAGAUCGGUGAUGGAAUUGGAGAGGGAGUGGAGGGAAACGUAACCAUGGUCGUAAACAUGGGAAUGGAAUUUUUGUAUGGAGCAGGCUAUAAUACCUUGAAGCAGGCGAUAGAUGACGGGGGCUGCGUUGGUCUCGCUCUUUACGGCAUAGCAGGUCUCUACCAGUAUUUCAGUCAAGACAACGCUAUCAUCAAACACACCGUCCGUUGUAAAUAUUGUCGCAAGAAGAUUUUCGAGAAGGCACAACGCUGCGUUUUCUGCACCUCGUGGCAAGAUGGCCGCGAAGAUCUUCGUCCCGCUGCAGCUACUAUCUGA
Botrytis sinoallii is the source of this 630-nucleotide messenger RNA. RefSeq lists its product as uncharacterized. The coding region runs from base 1 to 630 and encodes 209 amino acids. The record is from RefSeq and is a predicted model, not a curated record. The transcript is spliced from 4 exons. NCBI's taxonomy places the organism in Eukaryota, Fungi, Ascomycota, Leotiomycetes, Helotiales, Sclerotiniaceae. Gene Ontology annotation, biological process: monoatomic ion transport; intracellular water homeostasis. Gene Ontology annotation, molecular function: mechanosensitive monoatomic ion channel activity.